AAUUGCUAUGAGCUCUGAUCACGAGAACACGUCUUCAGGAAAUUUAGAGAAGCUUGAAAUGAGCUAUUUCGUUGGACUUAGACUACGACUUAAGCAAAUGGAAAAGGUGUUGUACUCGACGUGGGGAGAAACUCGCAUUGUUGGAGUUGUUGGGAUGCAUGGUAUUGGUAAAACAACUCUCACGAAGAUAUUGUUUGACAGGCGUGGGUCUAAGUUUCCAAGCCACUCGUUUUUAACAAUGUCGAAGGAGUACAGACUAGAGCAAUUGAGGAGGAUGUUCCUGAAAGAGUUACUCAAACACACUAAUCAAAACAUAAGCGAUGAGACAACACAUGAAUUCGUGAAAGAUGAUCUGCUUCAGACCAAGAUUUUCGCUGUUCUUGAUAAUGUGAGUGACAAGAAUCAAUUACAGUUUCUACUCGGCAAUCUUGACUGGAUUAAGAAGGGAAGCAAGAUUGUUAUUACAACGUGUGAAAAGUCAUUGCUCGAGGGACUUGCUCAUGAUACUUAUGUGGUUCCACCCUUGAACAACAGGGAGGCGUUUCAACUCUUUAGUUAUCAUGCCUUUAAGGAUCAAAAUUGUAGUCCUACUGGGACCUUUGUGUCGCUUUCCAGGAUGCUCGUGGAUAGUGCAGGAGGUAAUCCACUAUCUCUCACGUUACUGGGCAGCGAUCUCUGUGGGAAAGACGAGGCCUACUGGGAAGAAGAACUGCAACGGGCGAGACAAAGUUUCAAUACGAAGAUGAGAGAAGUUUGGACAUUCUAUUUUGACCAACUUAAUGAGCGGCAGAAAGAUGUAUUCCUCGACAUAGUGCACUUUUUCAAAUCAGAGGACGAGUACUUUAUUAGAAGUCUGAUGGAUUCAGGAAAUUUCGAAACUGUGAGUGAAGUUAAAGAUCUCGCUGACAAGUUGCUUACUACACUUCCCGGUGGGAAAAUAGAAAUACAUGACCAAAUGUUGACAUUGGGCGACGAACUUGGUUCACCUGGGUGGUAUAGGCUUUCGAACUACAAAGAUAUAAUCGAAUAUCUGACAAAGGAGAAACACCAGGAAGCUAAUAAUGUGAGAGGUAUUAUCUUAGACAUGUCCGAAGUAGAGACGCAUAUCGUCUUGGACAGUAUGACCUUCACCAAUUUGCGGAAUCUUCGAUACCUCAAGAUAUAUGAUUCUUCUUGUCCCCGGCAGUGUAAAUAUAACUGCAAAUUACACUUUCCAGAUGGGUUCGAACUCCCCUUGGAAGAGGUUCGAUAUCUCCAUUGGGUAAAAUUCCCGUUAGAGGAACUUCCGCCAGAUUUCAGACCUGAAAAUCUUGUGGACCUUAGGUUGCCUUACAGCAAAAUUGAACGUGUUUGGGAAGGUGUUAAGGACACCCCACGAUUGACAUGGGUAGAUCUACGCCAUUCCAGUAAGUUGUGCAACUUGUCAGCAUUGUCCAAGGCUGAAAAUCUUCAAAGAUUAAAUUUGGAAGGCUGCACAGUUUUGAAUGAGUUACCUGCGGAAAUUCAAAAUAUGAAGUCUCUGGUUUUCCUGAACCUGCGAGGAUGCAUACGUCUUUGGUCCCUUCCAAAGAUGAAUUUAAUUUCUCUGAAAACUCUCAUCCUUAGCGGUUGCACAAACCUGGAGGAGUUUCAGCUAAUCUCUGAAAGUGUAGAAUUUCUCCAUCUGGAUGGCACAGCAAUCAAAGGACUUCCUCUCGCCAUCCAGAAACUCCAGAGGCUUGUCUUAUUGAAUUUAGAAAAUUGCAAAAGGUUGGAGUGUCUUCCCAACUGUCUUGGAGAGCUGAAAUCUCUUGAAAAAUUGAUAGUUUCUGGUUGUUCAAUCCUUCAGAAUCUUUCAGAGGUAAGGGAUAACAUGAAAUAUCUCCAGAGUUUACUUAUUGAAAGGAUAGGAGGAAAGGAGAUGCCAAACAUAUGCGAAGGACGAGCUUCUGCAGAUGUUGUCGUACAACCUUUUGGCCCAAGCAUAUGGACACGUGGUGUUAAUGGAGCUUCCUCUCUGCGACGUCUAUCUUUAAGUGGAAAUGAUUUUGUCAGCCUCCAAACUGACAUUGGAAAACUUUACAAUCUAAAUUGGCUUGACGUGAAGGAUUGCAAGAUGCUGAGAUCUAUCCCGAUGCUUCCACCAAGACUUCAGUACUUUGACGCGCAGGGCUGUGAUUCACUGGAGAGAGUUGCAAAUCCUUUGGCCAUUCAAGUGUUCACACAUCACAGCCAUGCGACCUUCAAUUUUUCCAACUGUAACAAGUUGGAUCAAGAUGCAAAAGAUAGUAUCAUAUCCUAUACCCAGUGGAAAAGCCAGUUAGUGUUAAAUGCACUCUAUCGACACAGUGGGGCUUCGGUUUUGGAACCUUUGACUGGAACCUGUUAUCCUGGAUGGGAAGUACCUGCAUGGUUCAGUCACCAAGCUUCUGGAUCUGAGUUAGAGCCAAAUCUGCCUCCACACUGGAAUCACAACAGGUUCACAGGAAUAGCUCUAUGUGCUGUUAUCCGAUUUUCGGACUACCAUGAGCAGAGGAACCGCCUCUUAGUGAAAUGUAAAUGUGGGUUUAAUAAUGAAGACGGGUCUCGUUUUUUCCGCUUAAGCUGUACGGUUGGCGGUUGGAGUGAUCCAGGUAAAACAGCAGGGGAUAUUGCACCGUCUCACGUCUUUAUUGGAUAUGCCAGUAUGUUGGAUAUUAAGAAACAUGCUGAAGAGGAUAAAGAGGGAUGUGGUCAUACCAAGGCUUCUUUUCAAUUUGAAGUGACAGAUGGUACAAAAGUGUUAAAUAGCUGCGAGGUACUGAAAUGUGGCUUUAGUUUGGUAUAUGCAUCCGAUGAAUUGCAGGUUAAAUUUGGUUUACGAGAUGAAGCUAAUCAGUACAGAGCUUAUUCAAGAAAAGUCUCUAAUGCAAAGAUGGAAACCGAAACAACGGAAAGGCGACCGGAUAGUAGGCAUGAGAUAGUUGAACUGCCAAAUAAAAUGAUAGCCAUGACAAAGACAGCUGGCAUACCCUCGGAAGUUUAUAGCAUGGAUGCCUCUUUUGUUGAAAAGACUUCUGAGGCUAUUCCGAAAGAGCUAACCAUAAUAGCUGGAAGAAAGCUCAAGUCCUUGGGAAGAGGAGUUAUGGCAGUUGGGCGCGUCUUGUUUCUGGCUUUGUUUGUAGCUUUUCUCUUUAAUCUCUUUAUAGCUCCUCUACUUUUCACCGAUGCAAAAUCUCCUGCCUCCUGGUAAGUUCUCAUUGGUUUUCAUUGCUGGGUGUUGUGUUGUUUUGGGUUUCAUAGCAUGUGCUUGUUGUGUUUGUUUUAAACUGCAUUUGAAAUAUAUUAUACUUGGUUCGUGAGAAGAUAUUUGCUUCGACAUGUAAGUCUUUACUUUUUUUAUUUUUUUAUGAACUAGGUCUUGGACAUUUUUAA
Messenger RNA from Brassica oleracea var. oleracea, 3393 nucleotides. RefSeq names its product disease resistance-like protein CSA1. The record is from RefSeq and is a predicted model, not a curated record. Bases 8 to 3211 code for a protein of 1067 amino acids. The transcript is spliced from 6 exons. NCBI's taxonomy places the organism in Eukaryota, Viridiplantae, Streptophyta, Magnoliopsida, Brassicales, Brassicaceae. Gene Ontology annotation, biological process: defense response. Gene Ontology annotation, molecular function: ADP binding.